Molecule: messenger RNA, 965 nt
Organism: Drosophila busckii
Lineage: Eukaryota; Metazoa; Arthropoda; Insecta; Diptera; Drosophilidae
Gene: Rad1
Product: cell cycle checkpoint protein RAD1
Exons: 2
Coding region: 96-965 (289 amino acids)
Biological process (GO): DNA repair; DNA damage checkpoint signaling
Cellular component (GO): checkpoint clamp complex; nucleus
Molecular function (GO): 3'-5' exonuclease activity
Source: RefSeq, a predicted model, not a curated record
GCACAGUUGUAUCUAUUACUACAGAACGAACCACGUGAACAGGCUCUGACACUAGAGCAGUUUAAGUAUUUUCGCGACGAUAUUUUUGAGGAUUGAUGCAGCAUUCGAAGCAGUUAUACGAGAAGGGUAUCAUAAAGAAUCGCAAAAUGCUAACCCAGUCACAGUAUGCAGAUUACAAGUUUGUUUGCCGCUUAGAUCACAUCAAAACAUUUUACGCAUCCAUCAAGUCAAUAUGUUUCAGUGAGUUUGGCACGCUGCAAGUGAGUGAGGAUGGUUUAUUGAUUACAGUGGAGCAAGGAAAGUCGAUACAAGCAACGCUGUUUAUAGCUCCUGCCUUUUUUUCAGAAUUUUACGUACAGGAUUCUCCCAGCUUUAGCAUUCAGAUCAAUGUGCUUGCCGAAUGUUUAAGUCUCUUUGGGCUGGCAGAUUGCAGCAUUAAAAUGAUGUACAAGGGCGACGGGGCUCCAUUACUUAUUUUGCUAGAGCCGCACGAUGACGAGGAUGUGAGUACAGAGUGUGCCAUUAGAACCACAAAUGUGGAGGAGCCCAUUGAGUAUGAGCUGGAUCCAAACAGUUCAAGCUUAAACACGUUAUUUAUGCGUGGGCCAGACUUUUCCAAUAUUAUUCACGAGCUCGACAAAGCGGCAGAAGAAUACGAGUUUACAAUAUCACCAUUAGCACCACAUUUCAAGAUAGCUACCGUUGGUGUUAUGCAGGCCGAAUCAAGUGUCGAGGUCGCUAAAAGCAGUGAUAUGAUUAUAUUAUUCAAUUGCCGUGAGACAACAGUGGCCCACUACAAAAGUCAGCAGAUACGCAUGACUAACAAAGCAUUGCAGGUGGCUACCAAGGUGGCUAUAAAAACUGAUGCCAGCGGUCUGCUGGAGCUGCAUUUCAUGAUGCAGUCGGAAAAUGUUGAGGAGAUGUACGUUCGUUUUUUUAUUACACCACUGUUGGAUAAUAAAUAA